Molecule: messenger RNA, 3640 nt
Organism: Puntigrus tetrazona (Sumatra barb)
Lineage: Eukaryota; Metazoa; Chordata; Actinopteri; Cypriniformes; Cyprinidae
Product: gastrula zinc finger protein XlCGF57.1-like
Exons: 2
Coding region: 1259-2680 (473 amino acids)
Biological process (GO): regulation of transcription by RNA polymerase II
Cellular component (GO): nucleus
Molecular function (GO): DNA-binding transcription factor activity, RNA polymerase II-specific; RNA polymerase II transcription regulatory region sequence-specific DNA binding
Source: RefSeq, a predicted model, not a curated record
UGUGUGUACGGCCAAUCCAUAUGUUUUGUGAAAUGAUGAUGAUGAUGAUUUCUGGUUGCGGACAAUUAAAAUGUCUCCACAAUUUACUUUUGAGGAAAUAUCAUAGCAUCAUGCUACAGCACACAUUCUGUAAGCUGCAGUUCUGAGGUCUCAGUGAAAUGCAACACACAGUCAUGGCCAUAAAUAUUGGCACCCUUGGUAAACAUGAUCAAAGAAGGCUUUAAAAAUGUAUCUGCAUUGUAAAUCCUUUUAAACUUUUAUUUACAAAAAAAAUUCAUUUAAUUGGAUUGGACAAGAAAAAUACUGUAUGUUUGAUACAUACAUCAAUUUUUUUUCUCUGCCAAGAUGAGGCGCUUUAAAGCGAGAGAAAAAGCAGGACACUUUUUUUUAUUUUAAUAUGAGCUCGUAUUUAAGGCUUUUGAAAAAUCGUGUCGCCGCACAUAAAUAAAAGUAUGUAAAACACAUCCUACCCGACACUAACUUCAUUACACAUCACUAAAACCUCAACUGCGUUUGUAAACAAACACAAAGCGGAAGUUAGCUUAGGGCCGGGUGCGUGCGCUCGAAGAAACCGCAAUUAUUAAAUGUUACCUUUUUAUUAAUAUAUUAUCUUUACUUUUUACGUUUUAUCAACAACUUUCAUGGUCUGCUGAUUGUAUUUGCAUUAGGGAGAAAAGUAGUUUUACUAUUAUACUUUUAAUCUCUAAAUUUCAUCAGUAUAAGUAAAUUUUCCACCACAUAUGUUUUGAUUUUUUUUAUAUAUAUCCAAUUUAAUUGCGAUAGAGUAAUCAGGUCAUCAGCAUUUUACAGUUUUUUUGCUCUUAUUGUUAUUAAUAAUUAUUAUUAUAAUAUCAAGGCUAACUCUUAUCAUUGUCACGUGCUUAAUUUCUAUAUGCUGCAAUGUUAGGUGAUUUCAUUGAAAUGUUACGGUAAAAAUUCUAAUCCUCACACGCGAAAACUCACGCUUAAAAUCGGCUUUAAAAAAAAUCCCAUUCUCUCUUCUCUUCAGUCUCCAGUCCAGCGGGUGGCGCGAAAACACGCGUUUGUUUGUCAAACACCAUUAAACCUCAGAGGAAGAAGAAGUUUAGUUUCACCGCGAUCUCUGUGGUUUUGUCCAGAUGCUGCUUUAACGCAAAGUCAAAGAAAUGUUUCUGUAAAUACAGAAAUACAAAUUUCGAAUCUGUUUCAUGCAUAUAAUAUUCUCAUCCUCAAAGUCGUGACUAAGUUUUGAAGAAAACAGAGAUCUGCUGCUGUGAAGAUGAUGUUUGUUAAAGAAGAGAGUGAGGAGAACAUGAUUGAACCAGAAACAUGGAGAAUAAAACACGAGGAACCAGAAACAUGGAAAAUAAAACACGAGGAACCAGAAACAUGGAAAAUAAAACACGAGGAACCAGAAGCCUGGAGAAUAAAACACGAGAAACAAGGAGACCUGAUGAAUGUGAAGGACGAAAGACAAGAUCUGAAUGAAUUGGAGAAACCUCAGGAUCAAAAAGAUCAUAAUGUAAAUGAACAAAGCAGCACUGAAGUCAGAAAACCUUUCAGCUGCUCUCAGUGUGGAAAAGCUUUCACGUGUAAGAAAAGCCUGAGGAAUCACAUGUUAAUUCACGCCGGGAUAAAGCCUUUUACCUGCUCUCAGUGUGGAAAGAGUUUUACCAGGAAAAGUCAACUUAAGGAUCACAUGCAUAUCCACUCUUCAGAAAAACCUUUCAGCUGCUCUCAGUGCGGAAAGAGUUUCACGCGUAAAACAAACCUUAAGACUCACAUGUUAAUUCAUUCUGGGAUAAAGCCUUUCAGCUGCUCUGAGUGCGGAAGGAGUUUUACAAAGAAAGAACACCUUAAGAAUCAUUCGGCUACUCACUCUUUAGAAAAGCCUUUCAGCUGCUCUCAGUGCGGAAAGUCUUUUGUGAGUAAAGAAAGCUUUAAGAUUCACACGUUAGUUCAUGCUGGAAUAAAGCCUUUCAGCUGCUCUGAGUGUGGAAAGACUUUUACGAAGAAAAGACAACUUACAGAUCAUCUGGUAACUCACUCUUCAGAAAAACCUUUCGUCUGCUCUCAGUGCGGAAAGUCUUUCACUUGUAAAACAAACCUUAUGACUCACAUGUUAAUUCACGCCGGGAUAAAGCCUUUUACCUGCUCUGAGUGCGGGAAGAGUUUUAUCAGGAAAAGUCAACUUAAGGAUCACAUGCAUAUCCACUCUUCAGAAAAACCUUUCAGCUGCUCUCAGUGCGGAAAGAGUUUCAUACGUAAACCAAACCUUAAGACUCACAUGUUAAUUCACGAUGGAAUAAAGCCUUUCAGCUGCUCUAACUGCGGAAAGAGUUUUACAAAGAAAGAAUACCUUAAGAAGCAUUUGGCUACUCACUCUUUAGAAAAGCCUUUCAGCUGCUCUCAGUGCGGAAGGAGCUUUACAAAGAAAAGUCAACUUACAGAUCAUCUGGUAACUCACUCUUCAGAAAAACCUUUCGUCUGCUCUCAGUGCGGAAAGUCUUUCACUCGUAAAUCAAACCUUAAGAAUCACAUGUUAAUUCACGCCGGGAUAAAGCCUUUUACCUGCUCUGAGUGUGGGAAGAGUUUUACCAGGAAAAGUCAACUUAAGGAUCACAUGCAUAUCCACCCUUCAGCUGCUCUCAGUGAGGAAAGUCUUUCAAACAUAAAGAAAGCCUCAAGACUCCAAUGUUAAUUCAUGCCGGGAUAAAGUCCUUUCAACUGCUCUCAAUGUGGAAGGACACCUUAAGGGCCAUUUGCUAACUCACUCUUCGGAAAAGCCUUUUCACCUGUCAGUGCGGAAAGUUUUUCCCACGUAAAACAAACCUUAAGACUCACAUGUUAAUUUAUGCUGGGAUAAAGCCUUUCAGCUGCUCUGAGUGCGGAAAGACUUUUACACAGAAAGUGCAACUUGAGAGUCACUUGGUAAGUCACUCUUCAGAAAAGAGUUUCAUCUGCUCUCAGUGCAGAAAGUCUUUUAGCUACGAAGGAAGCCUUACGACACACUUGAGAAUUCACAGUGGGCACAACGGAUAGUAACCCUAGAUCUUAACAAUAAAUUAAAGCAAAGAUGACCGCUAGAACUGAGAACUCCAUCGAGAAUAUUCCAUCUCAGAGAUGAUAUCAGUCACUCGGUAUGUACGUUGAAUGAAGGUAAAAUCUUUUAAUAUUCAUGAACUUCCAGAGAAAGCUCGCCCCACACGCUGCGUCUGGUGUGGACACCCAAACUGCUUGCAAGCGCUUGAAUUGUCGCAUUGCGUGUAGUAAGGACAUAACGUUAUGGCUGUUUUCUGUUUUCCUUCACAUGUAAUGGAAACCUUAAAAAUCACAUUGUAGUUCAUACUGGACUAAAGCCUUUGAUGCAAACCUCGGGAGCUUGGCAGAAAGGUCUUGGUGUACAGAGAGAAGAGCAGCGCUGAGAGAACAUAACCCUGAGGUGCACCGGUGCAGAUCGGUCAGAAAGCUAUGAACAGAGAGCUAGGCUAGCUCAGUAUGUAGGAGUGUUGGGAUGAUUGUGUUGAAAGCAGUAUUUUUGUGGUUUUUUUUGCUAUUUGGAUCUAAACUUUUUCUUGCUCAACUUCUCUGAACGAUUAGUUUCAUGUUCUGUUUACAUGUAACACACUGCUACACAAAUAAAUGUACUGUUUAAAUUGAA